Porites lobata is the source of this 3254-nucleotide messenger RNA. The record is from the annotation of a GenBank genome assembly. NCBI's taxonomy places the organism in Eukaryota, Metazoa, Cnidaria, Anthozoa, Scleractinia, Poritidae.
GGUCACAUACUAAGUCCGUUGGAGUCAUCUAUUCGAAUGACACAUUAUCCAAGUCUGCCUUUCAGUCAUCCAUGUACCUUCCAUACGGUAAUUGUUAUUUUUGUGGUUGCUAUUAGUGUUGUUGUUGUUGGUAUUUUAAUUUUUUAUUACUACUAUUAUUGUUUGUUGUUUCUUAAGGUUUCAUUAUGUGUACAGAUCCACUUUAUACAUAUAUUUACUGCAUUUUAUUUUUAGCUUAUGGAAAUGUCAAGAUUGGAUGGAGAAUUGGGUAGACCUGCGCUUGUGUGUAUUUGUAGUGAACGUCAGUGGCUUCUUUGGAGGUAUUGUAGAUGCCUUGCUUUUAUGUCUUAGCCAUUUUGGAAAUUUAUAUCUCCCCAAACAUUGUCUUUGUUAAUUAAAACUGGCUGUAAGACUGAGGUCUAUUUGUACUUAUUUAAAUAGCUGUGGUUGUUGAUUGUGUGAAUAGAUUUCAGUAAUGGAUCACAACCAGAUCAGAGUACAAGUCUGAUGACAAUGAAUGUAGAAAAUAUGUCCAAUGUGCUUCUAUGCAUAAAUUUUGAUCUUUCAGGCCCAUUUUUGAGAACAGUGAGAUUGCUAAGCUGGUGAAUGAAAACUUUAUAUUUUGGGUCCAACCGUCAGAUCAUGGAGCUGAAGGAAAGGAAGGUAUAUUUUCCUCCUCAAAUAAUCGCCGUCCCUUGAAUGAUCGUGCACUUUUGGUGCAAAAAAAGAGCCCCUGGCUAAUUAUUGAAGGAUAUACAGUAUAAAUUAAGAUAUUUAUGGGUAACAUGUAUCACGAAAAAUUUAUUAAUAGAUGAUAGCACCUCUGUGCAUACGUAUUCAGAUCAAUUAAGUCAUUUCAGUGAAUGAUGGAAAAAAUCAAUGGUCAGUAGAAAUUUUGCAAUAAGAUGCAUGCUUCUCUUUCAUCAGGAUUAGCUGCCAUAAAUCAGCCCAACAAUAAUACUGGGAUUGUAGCUAUCGUAUGCUCAAGAGCAGUUGGUGAAAUUAAAGUCUUGCUAAAGGUUACAGGUAAUAACUUCACAAGUCAUUUAUUACAGUAUGUUACCAAAUGAAAUGUAGGAUGUUUUAUUUAAAACAUAGUAGAAGAGACUGCUUGUGAAGGCCAGCAAGCAUCAAAGUUGAAAUUGAUGCAAUGCCGUGGUUGAUGUUGCAAGCUCCCUCACUAUGCCUGAUCCCAUGAUUUUUGUUCACAAAUUGCGACUGAAUAAAGUAAUGGGAUGUUUCUAUUACAAAAUCAGUACAAAAGUAUAGUACAGUAUUGCUAUUGUGCACAGUAGGUCCAGAAACAAACACUUGACAUGCAGAACCCUGUGGCCAGUAGAGCCUGGAAGUGUUGAUUCAUGUCUAUCCAGUAUGGAACAUUUGUAUUCAUAUCUCACGGCAUGUCUUACAGUGACGCUUACAAGCUCCAUUACACAAGCAAAUGAAUGUGACUACUUUCUUAAUCUAACUUGUGUACAUUGUGCUGUGCAGAAUAAAACCUUAAUGACUUAAUACAAAAAUAAUCAAGACAUGGAUUUUAUUUUGUGUCACCAUACACACCUUAGUCCAAAACAAAAUUCCAAUAAUACUUGCAGGUUCAAUUACAAAAACGUACAGAUAUGAAUAACAUUUUUAUAUUACUCUUCCCCUAAUGAAUUUUGAAAUUGAAACAUAAUUAUAGUGUUUUCUCUUAAGGUCCACAGAGUGUUGCUGAAUUGAAAAGAAUCCUCAAUGAAGCAUUAAGAAAAUUUAAAGAGCAGAGAAAUGAAUUGUAAGUAAUUAUUAUGGACACAGAAAAACAUACUUAUUAAAAACAUAGUUAUUAUAACAUGAUUAUUAUGUUUAUACUUCAUUAGGAUGGCAUUACAAAGAGAGAGAGAAUUAAAAAGGCAGCAAGAUCUUGAGUACGAGGCUUCUCAGAAAGCUGACAUGGAGAAGGUACAUAGAAAACAAUAUAGAAAAAGAAAGAGAAUGACUUUUUAAAGUCUUCAGCCCCAAAUUUAAUUAGGUAAUUUAAAAUAAAUGUUAAUUGUGUAAUAGGAACAAAGGAAGAGAAAUUCCAAGGCAUGUCAGUGCGGCCAAGAACCCAAAGAGGUACAUUAAAUUAGUUACAUAACUCCAAGCUUAUAAUUAAUUUAUAAAUUAGUCACAUGACUCUGUACAAGACAGAUCUGCAUUCUAAUAACUAAUUAAUUAAUUUAAUAAAAAAAAAAUCUCUUUUGUCUGAUAUUGUUGUCCAAGGAGAGACACCAAAUCAACAAAAUAGUCAAAUAAUAGGCAUUAUUCAAAUUACUUAAAACUGAUCGUGUACUUUGGGCUAAAAGAAUAAGAUGGAAAAAUACUCACUUUGGCUACCAGCUGGAUAAUUGUUGUUUCAACAGACUAUGUUUACAGACUGUCAUAAUAAAGGCUGUUGAAGGGUUCCGCUUAUAAGUCGACUGUUAGCUUCAUUGCUCUAGGGGUGUGUUCCUGAUGAAGUGAUGAAUCCUUGCCCAGAGUCGAUUCUGAGUUUGAUCAUUUGAUCUACCGUGCUCUGAGUGAUCUGGGAUCACUGAUCCUGAUGUGGAUCAUCUUAAUCAAAGGAAUGCACCCUAGUUGUAUUCCUUACUGAAAUAAUUAAUGUGCUUUAAAUUAUAAGUAUCAAUAACACUAUUCAAUUUUUAUUUGUAAUAGGUCCCAGUCGAAGAAGAAAAGACAGAUGAACCACCCCCAAAGAGGUUGAAGUCAAGUGAAUUCAAGCGUCUCAUUGUUGUUUUACCGGAUGGGAAACGACAUCAGAUGGAUGUAGCAUCGAAUAGCACAUUAAUGGUAAGUAAAGAAGCAGAGGUAACCAAGAUUUUCAUACUUUCUCUUGUUUGUGUACAUAAAAAAGUAUGCACCUUACCUUUCCUUAUUAACAAGAUGUUUAAUCCAGGUAAAUUAGGAAUUGUCUGAACCCUUCUUGAGCUAUUUUUCAAAAACCCAUAAUAAAAAAAUGUAAAAAAUUAAAAUUAUACUAUUAAAAAUUCAAAAUUUAAAUUUCUGCUAAAAUAUAUUACUAAUGAAUUAUACUCCUUUUUCCAUCAUAGGAACUUUAUGAACAAGUAAACAAUCUACUGCCUGAGGGAUCUGAACCUAUCAUUUUAUCUUAUCAGCUGGAAGGAGGACUUUGGAGAAAGUUGCCCAAGCAUACCAUGACAGUCGACGAAUUUGGUGUGGUAGAAAAUGUGAUUUUGAGAGCGAGUAACUCAUAUGAAAGCGAUACAGCAUCUUGA